CUUAGCUGGUUAUCAAUCCCCUCGCCCGCCAUGAGUGGGCUGUUCUAUAAAGUCCCUCGGUUCUCCAACGUCUUAGCUCGGUGUUCCUAUCGACCUACCUUUCCUCCCUUCACUUCCAAGACCUUUCUCUCUGCCCAAUUGUUUUCAUCUUCUGCUGCUGCUACUGCCGCCAAGAUGAGCUCCCCCGAUAUCACUUUGUAUACCGCUCAGACUCCCAAUGGAAUUAAGAUCUCCAUUGCAUUGGAGGAGCUGGGCCUGCCCUACAAGGUCGAAAAGAUCGAUAUCUCCAAGAACACCCAGAAGGAGCCAUGGUUCCUCGAAAUCAACCCGAACGGCCGCAUCCCCGCCCUGACGGACACCUUCACCGACGGCCAGAAGAUCCACCUCUUCGAGUCCGGCGGCAUCCUGCUGUAUCUGGCCGAGCAGUACGACAAGGACUACAAGAUCUCCUUCCCGCGGGGCACGCGCGAGUGGUACGAGAUGAACAACUGGCUGUUCUUCCAGAACGCCGGCGUCGGCCCCAUGCAGGGCCAGGCCAACCACUUCGUGCGCUACGCCUCCGAGCACGUCCCCUACGGCAUCAACCGCUACGUCAACGAGACCCGCCGCCUGUACGGCGUGCUGGACAAGCGGCUCCGCGAGAGCACCUCCGGGUUUUUAGUGGGUGACCACAUCUCGCUGGCUGACAUCUCGCACUGGGGGUGGGUGACGUGCGCGGGCUGGUCGGGCGUCGACAUCGACGAGUUCCCCCACCUCAAGGCCUGGGAGGAGCGGCUGCUGCAGCGCGAGGGCGUCGAGAGGGGUCGCCAUGUGCCCUCGCCGCAUACCAUCAAGGAGAUGAUUAAGGAUAAGGAGGCCGCGGAGAAGAGUAUGCGCGAGACUAAGGAGUGGGUGUUGAAGGGGAUGCGGGAAGAUGCGAAGAAAUAGGGGACCCUGUUUGGCUGUGUGGGGUGGGGAAGUUAGUGAACUGUAAUAAUGAAUAAAUCAUGAAUCAAUCUUAAUUUCAUUUUCUGGCGCCAU
Molecule: messenger RNA, 1020 nt
Organism: Aspergillus japonicus CBS 114.51
Lineage: Eukaryota; Fungi; Ascomycota; Eurotiomycetes; Eurotiales; Aspergillaceae
Product: glutathione S-transferase family protein
Exons: 3
Coding region: 31-927 (298 amino acids)
Source: RefSeq, a predicted model, not a curated record